Molecule: messenger RNA, 817 nt
Organism: Racocetra persica
Lineage: Eukaryota; Fungi; Glomeromycota; Glomeromycetes; Diversisporales; Gigasporaceae
Source: the annotation of a GenBank genome assembly
UAAACCUAAACCUUUAAAUUGUACCCUUGGUUUCGAUAACAUUUAUGUCCUUAAUCUCGACAAGAGGGGAGAUAGACGUGAAAUGAUGAAUCACUUAGGACAAUUUCAUGGAUUAUGUUUUAAUUAUGCCAAAGCUGUUGAUAAAAAUGAUGAAAUAGCAAUUAGCAGACUUAACAAGAAAGAUGAUGUAGAUAUGGAACUUGAAAUUUUCGAUAUUAUGUCUGGUAUUCAUCGUAAUUUACCUAACGACUGGGAGAUUCUUUAUCUUGGACAUUGUCACGAAUGGCAAGGAGACACCAAAAUUCUUGAUAAUGAAUUAAUUGCUAAUCAUAAUAAAUUAUACACUGCUGUACAUCCACAGUGUACACAUGCUUAUGCUAUUACAGCCUCAGCUGCCAAAAAGUUAUUGGAAAUUCUUGAUAUCGAUCACACUAAAGUUGACAAAGCUAUUGAUGUAGAGUUGGCCAAUCUUAUUCGAUACAAAAAACUCAUUGCUUAUGAGGUUCAUCCACAGAUUAUAACUCAAUGGAAAGCUAAGACUGACAUAUCAGAUACUAUACCUGAUUUUGUAGAUGAUACUUAUUAUUUGACAAAUUCAACCUUAGAGUUUCUUGAAAUACAUGUCGAACUAGUUAUUGGUGAAGGAGAUCAGGCAGUAUCACUAUGUAUAAUUGAUUGCUGGAUUUCUGCAUUUAGAGCUGAAGAUGAGGAGGUUGAAAAUAAGUCUUGUUCUGAGCAUCCUUACAAAGCCACCACUUCAAAAGCUAUUGCUACAAUCAAGAAAUUGACCCUCAUAUUACUACUAGAGGAUUGGUGA